Messenger RNA from Columba livia (rock pigeon), 1753 nucleotides. It is a transcript of the gene PEX11B, whose product is annotated as peroxisomal biogenesis factor 11 beta. Gene Ontology annotation, cellular component: peroxisomal membrane. The record is from RefSeq and is a predicted model, not a curated record. The transcript is spliced from 4 exons. Lineage: Eukaryota; Metazoa; Chordata; Aves; Columbiformes; Columbidae. The coding region runs from base 90 to 857 and encodes 255 amino acids. Gene Ontology annotation, biological process: peroxisome fission.
UCCAGCCAAUAAGAACGAGGCCGUGUUGCGCUCCUCCCGGCCGCCGCGUGGCGCCCGCCCCCGUUGCGAGCCGGGGGGGCGGCGGCGCCAUGGAGGCGUGGGUGCGGUUCAGCGCGCAGAGCGCGGCCAAGGAGCGGCUCUUCAGGGCUGCCCAGUACGCCUGCGCCGUGGCCGCGGACGCGCUGCGGAGGAGCGGGGCGAGCGCCGAGGCCUUGGCCAGAGCCCGGCAGCUGGAGGCGCACCUGAGCCUGGGCCGCAAGCUCGUGCGGCUGGGCGGCUGGGCCGAGGCGCUGGAGGCGGCGAAGCGCGGGAUCCACCAGCCGGACGCGGUGCUGCGCGUCUGCCUCACCCUGGGCCACCUGAACCGCGCGCUGUUCUGCGCCUGCGACAACGCGCUGUGGGCGGCGCGCGCCGGGCUGCUCCCCGCGCUCGACCAGGACAGGUGGAGCCAGCGCUCCUUCAGGUAUUACCUGUUCGCCCUGGUGCUGAACCUGAGCCGCGACGCCUACGAGCUGCGGGCGCUGCUGGAGCGCGAGGCGGGCGGGAAGCGGGCGCACGGCACCGACACCGGGCGCCAGCCCCGCGCCGACGACACCGGGCGCCAGCCCCGCGCCGACGGCCGCUGCCGGCAGCUGGGGCUGCGGCUGUGGCUGCAGCUGCGCCUGCUGCUCCGCGUGCUGCGCCGCAACCCCCCGCUGCUGCUGGACCUGCUCCGCAACGCCUGCGACAUCUUCAUCCCGCUCGAUAAGCUGGGCUUGUGCAAAACCAGCCCGGGAUUCGUGGGGCUGUGCGGUCUCACCUCCUCCAUCCUCUCCAUCCUCACCAUCCUCUAUCCCUGGCUUAAACUCAAGCCGUAGUCGUGCCCGGAGCCGUCCUGCGGGCUUAAGCCCGGCCUAAGCGGGUGUUGAGGGGGUUAAUCCCGGCGCUGGGCCUGGACUGGACUGAGUCGCUCCGUGGCUGCGGAACCAGGACGGGGUCGCUCGGGCUGCGACGCUCAGAACAACCAACAUUUGGUCCUUGUCCCCGUUGUUUUUGUGGCUUUUCCAGGGGUUUAGCGGUUUCCCCUCUUUUUUAGGGGUUUGACCCCAGGGCUGGGGUGAGCUUAGUGUAAACUGGGCACGGCCAGAGCCGGGUUUAGCUUGUUUUUAAGAAACUCGCACCAAAGCGGAGCGCACAAGGACUUCGGGUGUUGGAGCCGAGUUUGGGGUCAGUUCUCGUGGUUUUGAGGUGAAACGGGGCGCGUUUUGUCCCCCACGGGAGGACAUUUCCCUCCUCGCCCCUUUUUGGGCAGGAUUUGCUCCUUUUCCUCGGUUUCCGGGUCUGAGCUCCAGCAGCACCAACCGCUCGGGGCCGGGGGCGCCUGCGCGGUGGAAAAGGCUCGUUUGGGGCUGAGAAUGGUGGUUUUGGGCGCUCGGCGGGUUCUGCGGGCGCGGGGCCGGGGCCGGCCUGCCGCCCCACACGCGGCCCUCGCUGAGCCUUUGGGGUGAAACGGGCAGGAAACGGCCAAAUGCCGGGCCAGGCCUGACCCUGAGCUCGGCUCAGCCCCUUCGGUGAGGAGGAGUCUGGAGCCGGAUUCCGGAGCCGGAUUCCAGAGCCGGAAGGACUGGGCGGGGAGGGGGGGGGAUGCGACACCCCCCACCCCAGGAAUUGUGGCUUUUUUGGGAAAACGCAGCAAAUCCCCCAACGCACUUUUGGGCUGGGAAAAUUCCCUUAAUUAGGGAAAAAUCGGCGUUAAUUGGGCCGGGGCUUCGUU